Messenger RNA from Salmo salar (Atlantic salmon), 3374 nucleotides. It is a transcript of the gene rpgrip1, whose product is annotated as RPGR interacting protein 1. Gene Ontology annotation, cellular component: photoreceptor connecting cilium. Gene Ontology annotation, biological process: retinal rod cell development; non-motile cilium assembly. Lineage: Eukaryota; Metazoa; Chordata; Actinopteri; Salmoniformes; Salmonidae. The record is from RefSeq and is a predicted model, not a curated record.
AUGCGGCUUUAUUAACUCAAUGAAAUAUAUUUUUUUGUACUUUUUUUUGCGAACUGAUAUGUGACACGUAUUAAUAUUUAUACUUUUUUUGCUAAAAAUGUGGGGCUCAAAACAGGUUCCGCCCCACCUGCCGUUAAUGACGGGUUGCCACUGUUUAGGUGUCAAGUGGAUUUUGCACCCCUCAAACACAGGAAAUAGAUUGCUGAAAAGGAAAGAUCCUCAGGUGGGAAGGGGCAUACAUGUUGCUAAUGUCAUGUAUCCCUCCUUCUUCCCUUCCUUCUCUCCUCCUCCUUCACCUAAUAACCACAAGUGCCCCUGUCCACCUCUCUUCCUCUCCCCCUCUCCUCCUUGCCCGGUUGUCUGUACAUAUCUAGGAUCAGUUUAUCCUCUCCUAAUCCUAACCUACAGCCAGUUAAGCCAAAACCUAAAAACUGACCACCCUAACUUCAUCCUAGACCAUUCCUCCAGCCUAGCUAAUCAGAUUACGACUGAGAUAGGAUUAGUAUAGGAGCAGGUGGGACACUAAGACUGUGUCCAAAAUGGCACCCUAUUCUACAUAGGGUCCAUCGGGCUCUGGUCAAAAGUAGUGCACUAAAUAGGGUGCCAUUUGGGACAAAAACUGAGACAGGCUGGAGGCUGUACACCAAGGAAUAGGGAGAGAGAGAGAGGGGGGAGGGAUCCUAAGGAUUAGUUCUAUUGGGCUCUAUCAUAGUAGCUGAGUUAGAGACACUUAUAGUGCCUGGAAGAUUGUGACGGGACAAAAUGUAACCCUCAACUACUUCAUUUUCAUAAUUGAUAUCGUCAUCAUAACAUUUAACAGCUUCGACUUUAUCAUCAUCAACACUUCUUCUGUAACUUCCCAUUUCGUUUCGGAUUACCUGGAUGCUACUGUGACGAAACAGGUAGGUGACAACACUGCUAGCUACCAUACUGACACUGUGCUGAGCUCAAUGAGCUGUACAAUGAAUUCAGCUUAAUGUCUGGGCUUGAAAUGUCAGUGAAGUAGAGGUAAUAUGCUCAAAGGUAAGGCCCUUACUAUCGUUUAUGUUAAAAGCACAGAGUAAAUAGGCAUAUUUCUUAAGAUCUAUUGUCUGUCAUGUAUGAGUCAUCUGUGUGUUUUCUCCUAGCUCAGAAAACAUUAUAACGAACAACAAACAUAAUAUUUGGAAGUCUACUGCAUCGUAUUCUGUCGUUUAUCAGGAAGCACCAAAAGAAAAUGGAUUCUGUGAGCAUACCGACCCACUACGUGUGAUGUCAGUCCCAUCCUCUGUGAUGACAUCACCACCAGAGCCCCAUCACCAUAGAAAGAAGCAUUGUGAUUGGCUGAACCUUCAUUAGGACCAAUAAUGUCUCUGACAGUGGACGAGACAGCUGGGGAUCUACCAGUGAGGGACGUAGGGCUAAUGAGAGGAGGGCUGAUGCCCACCGUACCAGACUCUGUGAGAGGCGGAAGAUCAUGGAAGAAACCACAGGUGCUCAAGUUAAAAGACCGUCAGAGGGUGUUCCAGGUGCCCAGGGAGCAGCUGGAGGACCAGUGUUUCCGUCUGCAAGAGGAGAACAACCUACUGAGACAGCACACACGCACACAGGAACAGAGGCUACGCAGGAUGUCCACCAAGCUGAUGCGUCUAAGGGAGGGGCGUCCGGGUGAGGCCGGUACCAGGGUCAGGGAGGGGGACAUGGAGGAGAUGAUCCAGGAGCUGGAGGCGCGUGUGGCCACCCUGGAGAGCCAGAAGGGGGCACUGCAGAGCAAACUCAGCAUGGCCAGGCAGCACAUCAUGGACCUGGGGCCUGGACGGAGUUACCACAGACUCAGAGGGCGGGGAAUGGAUGGGCAGGGAGGAGUCAGACGAGCAGCACAGACAGCUCCGGCCCACUACGGCCUCAGCCUGGAGGACACCAGAGGAGAGAUUGAGAAAUUCAGGUCCAGUGUGAUCGAGACCCAGAAGAUGAGGGUGACAGAGCUGGAGCAGGCUGCCCAGUCCCUGAGAGACACACUUGGGGAGAAGGAGAGAGAGAUAGAGGACAGUAUGAAAGAGAUGAGGAGACAACAGGCCGGCGGACACAGGAUCACUAUAAAGGACAAUGUGGACGUGAUCCGCCUGCAGAAGAAUCUGUCAGACAAGAGCGCUGCCCUGCGUGUCAGCCAGGAGAAGUUCAACGUGCUGCAAGAGGCUUAUGAAGCUCAAUUGGAAGAGGGUCAGAGGUCACUGAAGGAGAGCCAGGGGGCAUUGCUGGAGAAGGUAGAGGAGCUGAGUGAACAGCUGAAACAAGAGAGACAGAGAGCGCUGACACUGGAGGGACAGCUCACCGCUGCCACUCUUUCUAUGCAAGCCCUCGAGGAGUUCCAAGAGAGAGUGUCAGACCUGGAAGGAGAGAAGAAUCUACUGAAGGACAGCUAUGAUACACUCCUGGAGAGCACUUUAUCUGCCCACAGCCAUGUGGAGGAGAAGGUGGAUAGAGAGAGAGAGCUGGAAAAAGAUAGGGAGAGAGAGAAAGAGGAGAUCUGGAGGAUGGACAUAAAACGGCUUGAGGAGAUUCUGCGAGUGGAGAGGGAGGAACGAGGGAGGCUGGAAGAGGAGAAAGAAAGGUUGCAACGGGACAAAGAGAGGAUAGAGGAACAACAGGAGAGGGAGAGAGAGUCCAUUGAGUCGAUUAGAGGAAAACAUGAUCGAAUGGAACAGGAAGUUCUACAGUACAGACAGGAAGUGACAUCACUGCAGGAGAGACUGGACUCAGUCACAAAGGAGUUUGACAUGAGUGUUGAGGACCUCAGUGAAACCCUGAUACAAAUUAAGACAUUUAGGCUACAGCAGGAGGGCCGUGAGGGUCUGCGGUUCCUAGGGAUUGAUGGGAAGGUGGAGGACUCAUACAGAGAGCUAAGGGACCUACAGGCAUCCCAAGCAGAGACUGUGUUAGAAUUACAGAAGACCAGAGACUUACUGUUACUGCAGCACCGCAUCAAUAAUGAUUUGCAGGCUGAGUUGAACACAAUGAUAGAGAGAGCAGAAAGAGAGAGGGAGGAGACCAAGAGGAGGGUAGCGGAGAAAGAUAAACUACUUGGAAGAAGAGCCUUGCAAAUCAACACUUUACAAGCCCAGCUGAAGGAGUUAGCCUACAGCCCUAGGAACUACAAACGGAACAUACCACUACAGUACACCUGGCCGGGGGGGGACCAGGAAGUGGUACAGCCCAUUGAAGACGACACCACUUUCUCUCAACUACGAGCGGGGGAGUCCCUUUUGGAGAUCCACCUCAAGGGGGCAGCUUUCACCCCUGGGGGGCUACGGACCAUGGGGGACGCCCGGAAAGGGGGGGUCAAAAGGUGAAGCGGUUGUGACCUUUUGCACCUACGCCCUCCUGGACUUUGAAAU